Molecule: messenger RNA, 1960 nt
Organism: Drosophila montana
Lineage: Eukaryota; Metazoa; Arthropoda; Insecta; Diptera; Drosophilidae
Product: major facilitator superfamily domain-containing protein 1
Exons: 6
Coding region: 335-1801 (488 amino acids)
Biological process (GO): transmembrane transport
Cellular component (GO): lysosome
Molecular function (GO): transmembrane transporter activity
Source: RefSeq, a predicted model, not a curated record
UUUGAAAGACUCCAGCGCAUUUUCAUCCCAAUCCAACCCCCGCCGCAGCCGCCCACCCACGCCCUGAUAGUGCACUGAAAUAAUCAAUAAAGCAACAGCAGCAGCAGCAGCGGCAGCAGCAACAACGACAAAUACAUAGACACACGAUGUGGGCUAGUGAUAAGCAGCAACAAUAGAGGAGGGCAGCCCCGCGGCUCUACCCAGACUUAGCUGAGCGACAGCCCACCUAGUUCCAGUCCCAGUUCCAGGCAUUUGCAAAAAAUCAACAACAACAGCAAAAAAGAAAUAGAAAGGAAUUCCACUCCGAAACUAGCCUGAUUUUGUUGACGUGAAAAUGUCGCGGGAGGAACGUCUGCCCAUUGUGGAUGCAUCGAGCAGCAGUGGCGAGGAUGAGGCCAGGCCUGUUGUGCGUAGGCGCAGCACACGGGAAACCGUGCUGGCUGUACCGAAGGAUACGGGCUGCUGUGCGCCCACCAGCACGCCUCAUCGCUUUCUGGCCCUGGUCUUUAUGUGCCUGCUGGGUUUUGGUUCCUAUUUUUGCUAUGAUAAUCCGGGCGCACUGCAGGACGUAUUCCAAAAGGAACUGAAUCUUAAUGCCACCGAAUUCACGUUCAUCUAUUCCAUCUACUCCUGGCCAAAUAUUGUUCUCUGCUUUGUCGGCGGCUUUCUCAUCGAUCGAGUCUUUGGCAUACGCCUGGGCACAAUUAUUUACAUGCUAAUUGUGCUCCUGGGUCAAUUGAUAUUUGCCACUGGCGGCUUGUUGGGUAAAUUCUGGCUAAUGAUUGUCGGCCGCUUUGUAUUUGGCAUUGGCGCCGAGUCUCUGGCCGUCGCGCAGAACAGCUAUGCGGUCCUCUGGUUCAAGGGCAAGGAGCUGAACAUGGUAUUUGGGCUGCAGCUGUCUGUGGCACGCUUUGGCAGCACCGUCAACUUUUGGAUCAUGCAGCCGGUCUACAACCAUGUCUCCAAAUCCUAUUCCGGCUAUACGGGCCUGGGCGUUACACUCUUUUUGGCCGCCAGCACCUGUGUCAUGUCGCUGCUGUGCACUCUCAUAUUGGGCUGGAUGGAUAAGCGCGCCGAACGCAUACUGAAGCGCAAUAACAAUCCCGGCGGCGAGAUCGCCAAACUGAGCGAUAUUAUCACCUUCAGGCUGGACUUUUGGAUGGUAUCGGUCGUGUGUGUGGCCUACUAUGUGGCCAUAUUUCCGUUUGUGGCGCUCGGCCAGGCUUUCUUCACGACCAAUUUCCAUCUGACGCCCGAGCAGGCCAACAAUGUCAAUUCGAUUGUGUAUCUGAUCUCGGCCAUUGCCUCGCCUCUGUUUGGCUUUAUCAUCGAUCGUGUGGGUCGCAACGUAUCCUGGGUAUUUGUGGCCACAAUUGCCACGCUCGUCGCGCACGUGCUGCUCACCUUUAGCCAGCUCAAUCCGUACAUCGGCAUGUCCAUCAUGGGACUCUCCUAUUCGAUGUUGGCCGCCAGCUUGUGGCCCUUGGUGGCAUUGAUUGUGCCCGAAUAUCAGCUGGGCACGGCCUACGGCUUCUGCCAAUCGGUGCAAAAUCUGGGCCUCGCUGUGGUCACCAUUGUCGCCGGCCUUAUCGUGGACAGCAGCGGGGGCAGCCACUUUUGGCUGCAGCUCCUCUUUAUACUGUUCCUAAUGAUCUCCCUGUUGGCAACGUGCGCUAUCUGGGCUUACGAUCGCAAGUAUCAGGGCAAUCUGAACAUGUCGCCGGCACAGCGGGCCACAUAUCAUACAUCCAUCCCAACUAAACGCGGCACUACGGAUCGACGGCCUCUAUUGGGCAACUAAACACACAUCUAUAUAUAUAUAUAUAUAUAUAGAUAUAUACUAUGCAUAGCAAAAAUAUGUACGAUUAACCAAUGUGAUGUUGUUUACCAUCUAUAUAUCUAUCUCUUGAACUCUAUGUGUUUGGCACAUAUCUUACGAACUAAUUGCACAAAGUUAUUG